AUGACCGCCUCCAAGGAGUCUCCGCCAAUUGCUGCGGACGAAAAGUUCGGCACCGAAAAGACCGGAAAUGGCAGUCUACAUCCGACAAACAGCGUGGUCGAGGGCCACACGCAACUGCAGGAGGAUCGGAACGGCCAAUUUCACCGCUCGUUUACUCCACGUCAAGUCCAUAUUAUCUCACUGGGAUCGAAUAUUGGCAGCGGAGUCUUUAUUGCGACUGGGAAGGCACUUGCAACAGGCGGUCCAGGCAACAUGGUGCUCGCUUACCUGAUGGUAUGCAGCUGUGUCUGGGCCGUCCUCCAAUCACUAUCGGAGAUGACUAUCGCCUUUCCCGUAUCUGGAAACUACAUUGACUACGCCGAUCGUUGGGUUGACCCAGCGCUUGCUUUUGGUGCCGGCUUUGCUGAAUGGCUUGGAUGGACCGCUAUCGUCGCCGCAGAGACAGGGUUCUUCCACGUGUUGAUCUCACUAUGGGCUGGAGACUCGUUUCCACUGGCGGGAACUGUAUCACUCUUCCUCGUCGCAUGCUUUAUCAUCUUCCUUCUACCAAACAGCGCCUUCGCUUGGUUCGAAUACGUCACCUCAAUCAUCAAGAUCUUUCUCUUCCUCAUCAUUAUUGUCCUGUCGCUUGCGUUGGUCUUGGGUGCUGGCCCGAAUGGUCGUAUUCAUCAUGGCGAGACUUGGACUGAACUGCCGGCGUUCCUAAAUGGGUUUACGGGCUUUGCCAACUGUGCGCUGCUUGCAGUCUGGGCGGUUGGUGACCAAGUUUUCAUCGGCAUCAUGGGCGGUGAGGCAGCUAGCCCACGCUUUUCGAUGGCCCACGCAACGAAGCUUGUGCCAUUUCGGGUCAACUUUAUCUACAUGAUCAGCGUCGUCUUCAUUACGAUUUUGGUCCCCUCAAGCGAUGAGAGGUUACUCGGCGGAAGUAGCGUUGCAGCAUCACCGUUCGUUGUUGCCAUUGAAGAUGCCGGUAUCAAAGGUAUCUCGUCUUUGCUCAAUGCUGGAAUGAUGUGUGGUGUCUUGGCCAUUGCUGCAGAAGCAGUCUACCUUUCUUCAAGAAUUUUGAGAACGAUGGCUCAUCAGAAGCUUCUCCCCGAGCGGCUUGCCCAGGUUGAUAAUAAGGGAAGACCAAGAUGGGCACUGCUCAUUACGUGCAUCGCUGCGCUCAUCAUGUCAUAUAUCCAGCUUGCAUCCGGUGGCUUGACGGUCUUGAACUGGCUGAUUUCCAUCACGAGUGCUUCAUUCUUCACUAAUUGGAUCAUCAUCUCGUUCACAAACUGGCGUUUCCACGCUGCACUCAAGGCGCAGAACGACCCGCUCUUCUCCCAAGUUUAUGCAUGGAAGUCCACAGCCUGGCCUCUGGCACCGGCUUGGCUCAUGCUCAUAUCGCUGCUGCUUUUGGCGUGUUGCCUGGUUUGCGGUAUCGACCCUAUUGGAAGCGACUCGUUCAGCGCGGAAAACUUCUUCCAAUACAUGAUCGGAUUUCUCGUCAUCGUCGUGUUCACCAUAGGGUACAAGGUUAUCUACCGCACUCCGUGGAGAGACCUGAACACAGCUGACUGUGUCACGGGUCGGCGCAACUUGAGUGUUGAAGAGAUAAACCAGCUGGAUGACUACUACAAGAUGUCUAGAUGGAGAAGGUUCCUUACGUAUGUACAGUUGUGGUAA
This is a messenger RNA of Colletotrichum siamense, 1668 nucleotides long. RefSeq names its product Amino-acid permease GAP3 (gene HIP1-1). Gene Ontology annotation, molecular function: amino acid transmembrane transporter activity. Bases 1 to 1668 code for a protein of 555 amino acids. NCBI's taxonomy places the organism in Eukaryota, Fungi, Ascomycota, Sordariomycetes, Glomerellales, Glomerellaceae. The record is from RefSeq and is a predicted model, not a curated record. Gene Ontology annotation, cellular component: membrane. Gene Ontology annotation, biological process: amino acid transmembrane transport. The transcript is spliced from 7 exons.